AAGAGUCGACUGUUUGUCGACUUUUCACUUUCCCAAAUUACCCCUCCUUACUUUUCGCCUCCCAAAACAAACGCACCCCUCCAAACUCUUCUUCCUCCGAACAGACAAGACUCCUCCUUCCCCGUUCUCCCAAACAACGCAUCCCAACUCCGAACGGCCCACCCAACUAUACCAUCACAACUCCCCACCGCUCCAAACCCACCCUGACCCCAUCCCGCCCACACCCCACCCCCAUCUCCAACCACCAAAAUUCCACCGUACUUCCCUAGACCGCCAGAGUUUUGGCCACCGGAAAGCAUUAACCAGCGCCUGAGAUUAGGCCGGCGGAAAGAAAUACCCACCAUUAAAGGAUACGAAAUAUAGGGCCAAUCAAGAGAAGAGACACACUAUCCUUGGUGUGUUUGAUUUCGAAUUGUCAGGUCCCAUGUCCAUAUCUUCCUUUGUAUGAGCGCCUUUGUUCGUGUCUGUGGUUCAAGAUGGGUUCUUCAUGUUGUCAAUUCCAUCCAGCAGAAAUCCAACUCAUUGUUGCUUUAAAAACUUCAAGAGAUCGUUCAUGCAAAAGAUGAGGGAUGGAGUACUUGCAACGUUUAUUGAUGAGGUCAGUAUGGGUAUUGGCGAUUAUGUUGGCGGUAGAAAAUGGAUGCAAUGGGUGUUUGGAAAAAGAAAGAAUUGCUCUCUUGCAACUCAAACAUUCCAUCAACUUCCCAAACCGCAUCGAUCAGUUGCCAUCUUGGGAGGAAGACGAUAACGUGGAUUGUUGCCAUUGGGAACGUGUUGAGUGUAAUUCCACUACGCAUCGAGUUAUCAAACUUGAACUUGGUGGUAUAACAGGAUACUUUCAAUCAGAUGGUUAUUGGCAUCUAAAUGCCUCUAUUCUUCUCCCUUUUGAAUCACUCCAAAGCCUAAACUUGUCUCAAAACCAAUUGCGUAGUUUCGUCGGGAAUAAAGGUAUUGGAAUUUUGCCAAAUUUCAGUAACUUGGAGGAGCUUUCUUACUUGAAGUCUCCACGUCUGGCUGCGAACGACUUGAAUGGUUCAAUUUAUGUCGAAGGUAUUGGAACUUUGUCAAAUUUACGUUAUUUGGAGGAGCUCGAUCUUGGCCAUAAUUAUCUGGAUAAUAGCAUUCUACCGUCUUUGAAUAAACUUUCAAACCUGAAGAUUCUAAAUUUGGCCAGAAACAAAUUGAAUGGGUCAAUUUCUGCUAAAGAAUUUGGUAGCUUGAACAACUUGAAGGAGCUGGACUUGAGCUCAAACCAGGUUGUCAGUAUCAUAACGGUCAAUGGUCCACGAGAAGAAUCAGGAAUAUUGAACAAGUUAGAGGUCCUUUAUCUGAGUUCUAACAACCUCAGUAACACUAUUUGGUCAUUUUUGGGCGAGCUUUCAUCGAUCAAGGCAUUGGAUUUGAGUGCCAAUUAUGGAUUGCACGGAGAUGUUCACAGGCUGUGCGAGUUGAAGACUCUCCAGGAGCUCGACAUUGCGGGAACUGGUUUUGGGGGCACCUUGCCAUGGUGCAUGGUGAACUUAACAUUCCUACGGCUACUGGAUAUCAGUUCCAAUCGGUUUACUGGAAAUAUUGCUCGGUCUCCUCUUAUCAAUAUGACAUCCCUCGAGUACCUUGUAAUUUCAGAUAAUGACUUUGAAAUUCCAAUCUCAUUCAAGUCAUUUUUUAACCACUCCAAACUUAAGUUCAUUGAGAGCUUGAAUAACAAGUUGUUGGCAGAGGAGAACUUUCUUACUACAUCCCCAGCUUUCCAACUACUCGUUCUUUGUUUGUCAAAUUCUGAACAUGGAACACUCAUCAAAUCAUUUCCCCACUUUCUCUACCAUCAACAUGAUCUUAGAAUGGUUAAGCUCUCUCAAAUCGGUGUCGGUGAGAAUUUUCCAAAUUGGUUGUUGGACAACAAUGCAGGGAUGGAAACACUUAUUCUAUCUCACAAUUCAUUGGGUGGCCCAUUAGUAUUGCCUUCGCAUCCUAUGAGAAAUCUUUUAGUAUUGGAUAUCUCUAAAAAUCAUCUGGAGGGAUUGAUUCCUUACAAAAUAGCCAUUUCUUUCCCGAGUUUAGACUUCUUGAACAUGUCUAUAAACAACUUUAAAGGCAACAUUCCCUCUUCGUUCGGGGACAUGACUGCUUUGUCUAAGCUAGACUUAUCCAAUAACAUACUAUCUGGUGAAAUACCGGUGCAUGUGGCCAAAGGUUGCCGCAACUUGUUUUUCUUGAAACUAUCAAAUAACUCCUUGAAAGGCCCAAUACUCCCCCAUCAAAACAAUCUGACUCGCUUGGGCGUGUUAAUUUCUGACAACAAUGGCUUCACAGAAAUUCCUCCUAACUUAUCUAAGAGCCCUUUGUUUGUGUUAAAUGUCAGUGCUAAUCAAUUGGUAGGAAAGAUCCCAGGGUUGAUUUGGAGUAUGUCGUUACUGGUUUUAACCAUGGCUGGUAAUCAUCUUGAAGGUCCUAUUCCAAUUGAAUUUUGUCAACUCAAACAUCUCAAAGUGUUAGAUCUUUCAGAAAAUAAUAUCACUGGGGCUGUACCAUCCUGCUUCAAUUCAUCAGAUCUCAGAAGUAUUCGGUUGUCCAAGAAUAGGCUACAUGGACCUUUUCCAAUGGCCUUUCAAUAUUACACCUAUUUAACGGUUCUUGAUCUCUCUCAUAACCAAUUCAGAGGUAAUAUUCCAACUUGGAUAGGCAAUCUUUCCGAGCUUACGGUUCUUUUCUUGCAACAUAAUUACUUCCAAGGCAAUAUCCCAAAGGAAUUGUGCCACCUGUCUCGGUUAAACUUGAUUGAUCUUUCUUUCAAUAAUCUUUCUGGCAACAUUCCUGCUUGUGUUAGUAACAUUACCUUCGAUGGAAUGGGACCUGAUGUGGACAUCCCAUCAAGAAUUUCUCGAUUUCAAUCCAAAUCAGGGUUACCUGCUGGUCUGGGGAUGGUGUUAUCGAACCGGAGAGAAAGUCGAGAUCAGAGUUCAGUUGGACUCAAAAACCUAGAAAGGAUAGACUUUGAAACAAAGCGAAUGUCCUUAUCCUACAAGGGAAUCGUUCUAUACCUUUUCUCAGGUAUCAAUCUCUCCCACAAUAGAUUAACCGGCUCGAUUCCACCUGAAAUCGGAAACCUUAGCCAUAUCAAAGCGUUGAACUUGUCCCACAAUAACUUCACCGGUACAAUCCCUGUGACAUUUUCAAACUUGAAAAGCAUUGAAAGCUUGGAUCUGUCCUACAACCACCUCAAUGGGAAAAUCCCCUCUCAACUUACAGAGCUAUACUCCUUGGCUGUUUUCAACCUGUCCUACAAUAACUUGAGUGGAAGGACGCCUCCAACAAUAAAGCAGUUUGCUACUUUUGACUCGAGUAGCUAUGUCGGAAAUCCACUUCUUUGCGGAGAACCAUUGCCAAGGAAGUGCAAUGCAACUGAUCAACCUCCAUCGACGCCAAGAGCCUCUGUCAAUGAUACCGAAGAAGAUUCUGGUUUCAUGGACAAGGAUGUGUUCUACAUGAGCUUUGCAGGGUCUUACGUAACUGUGGUCUUGGCGAUUGUGGCGAUUUUGUUGAUAAAUCCUUACUGGCGAAGGGCAUGGUUUCAUCUUGUCGAGGUUUUCAUCAUCUCCUGCUAUUAUUUUGUUGUGGACAAUCUUGUCAGGCGCAGGCGUGAUUUUCUUUGGAAAUAAGCAGCCAUCUCCUGCUAUUAUUUUGUUGUGGACAAUCUCGUUGGGCGCAGGCAUGAUUUUCUUUGUUGUGGACAAUCCUUACUGUGGUCUUUGUGAUGUAUUCGACUUCGUGUUGUUCACGAGUUUUCAAUUUGACGGGUCGUUCAAGGUGCAAAAGUCUGAUUUUAUUUUUUUCGAAAUCCUACGGAAAUCACACAUUACCUGUACUCUUUAUUGGGAAGUUUUUCUUUCUGAAUGUCUCCUUGCAAUGUGAAUGAACACCACCUGGUUUUGACAAAA
Molecule: messenger RNA, 3938 nt
Organism: Rhododendron vialii
Lineage: Eukaryota; Viridiplantae; Streptophyta; Magnoliopsida; Ericales; Ericaceae
Product: cuscuta receptor 1-like
Exons: 9
Coding region: 570-3659 (1029 amino acids)
Molecular function (GO): protein binding
Source: RefSeq, a predicted model, not a curated record